UCAGAGAGCGACAGAGGCGGUCUAGGAUCCUGUCGAGCGCCUCAGUGCUGAAAGAUGCGGAGAAAUAGUGUUUACCGGAGAUAAGGCUGUAGUUUCAUAGAAGGAGAUCAUUUUCUAAUCGCAGCUUUGAAAAAUAUAGAAAUAUAUAUUUUUCUUUGGCAACAUCAUCGGUUGAAAAUGCAAGGCUUUGGGCGCCGGAUUAACGUAACCUGGAUCUUGCUUUUGGGCAUUUUUCACUCGUGCUUUUCAAAUUAUUCUGAAGAUCAGUGCAGCUGGAGAGGAAGUGGUUUGUCCCAGCAGCAGGGCAGCGUGGAGCAGAUCUCCCUCCACUGCUCUGAGGGGACCCUGGACUGGCUGUACCCCAAAGGAGCCCUGCGCCUAACCCUGACACCCCGCCUGGCCCCCAUGGGGGCCGUGGGGCCCAGUGGUGGUGGCAGCUCGGGUGUCAUCACGGCCUGCGUCAAGCCCUCGGAGCAGUUCCAUGGGGCCCAGCUCUACCUGGAGAGGGAUGGGCUACUUGAGCUCCUGGUAGGGGACAGGAUAGAAUCGUCCCCACCCCCAAGGGUGCGCUGCUUCAGCCGUACACCCGGGGAGAGGCUGGCCCUGUUCCUGCAGGCAACGCCCCAUCAGGACAUCAGCAGGCGGAUUGCCACCUUUCGUUAUGAACUGAGGGGGGACUGGACGGCCCGCAUGUCCCUGGAUUCCAACUUGAUCAGUAGUGAAGAUGCCUGCCGGCCCUGCAACGACACAGAGAUCCUGAUGGCUGUUUGCACCAGCGACUUUGUUGUGCGCGGAAACAUCCGGUCAGUGGAGGAGGACGAAACUUUACGCGCAGCAGUGAUCAAGGUCAGCGCCACCCGUGUCUUUCGUCAGAAGUACACCCUGUUCACCGGCAACAGUCGACUGGCCAGCCGGGGCGAGAUACGGACCUUGCUUCAGUGCGGUGUCAAGCCGGGACCCGGCAGCUUCCUCUUCACCGGCAGGGUCCACUUUGGGGAGGCCUGGCUGGGCUGUGCACCCCGCUACAAGGACUUCCAGAGGACUUACGCUCUGGCCAAAGCAGCUCAACAGAUCCCCUGUGAACUGCCCUUAGACUGAGAAUCUCGGGUGCGGCUCGCCUACCCUGCAGAAUCAAAGUGUGGCGCUGAAAGCCAGGCUAGACUCAGCCCUGAUCAGGAAGAGGCUGCAACGUGCAAAUAAACACCGUUGUAGCCACAGAGCCACCGAUGGGUGUGGUCAUUCCAAAGGACUGAGGAGCGAAAUGAACCCUCUACCAUCAGGCAUUUCAGUGCAAUAAGCAGUCAUGGUCCAAAAGACAGAGUGGAGUCAUGACUUCCUUGACAUGGAGGAAAGCAUUUGACAGAGAGCUUACACUCAGUAAAGCCAUUCAUUCAUGUCGUCUGAGGCUCAUCGGUUUAAAACUCAGGAAAACAAUGAAAAUGUCCGUCAUAGAGAUACACCUUAAACAGGUGAGGCUGUGAGGAGCUCAGAACAGUUUUUUUAGUGUUUUUGUUUGGAUAAUGGAAGAUCGUGUGGGACAGCGAUGUUCAGAUGAUUGUCCUCUGCUUGUGUUGUCCUAUUAUUGAGAAGAUUAUAUAAAAACCUCAUGAAGGGAAUCAUUGAACACUUUUUGCACUCAUAAAGCAAGAAAGGGAAUACCUGGAAAGCGAAAUACUGCAAGCACUGAAAACCAAAUGAGAAAAGCAACUAUAUGUAGCAUAGGGGAGCAACUGAGAAUUUAAUAUAUGUGCAGAUAAUUUGAGAGCAAACAUUGGGAACACAGAGCUAAGGGUAGUUUAUGUUGCCAGGUUUUGCUAGCAUGGAUUUGGAAAGAAGUAAAUUAACGGGGGGAGAUUAAAAGUGUUUACCUUCUACAGCAUGCAAUCUGCCCACAAAAUUAUAAAACAAAAUAAGCUGGAGAUUGGCCAAAGCAGCCAUGAAUCAAGUAUUAAUCCUCUGGACACUACUAGGUGAAGUUAAAAUAAAAAUAUAUAUUCAUUGUAACUAGAGAUGCACCGAGAAACUGGCUGUUGGCUGGAAUCAGCUGAUUUUCUGCUUUAUCUCCUCUCGCUGGUUGGCAGCUGAAAAAUCUGAGCUUUUUCAAGUCAGUGAACAUAACUAAGCACUGCCAGGUUGCACUUCAGUGUAGAAGUUAGUACUGAGUGAAGAGGACUUAGCUAUUAGUAGCUCUGAUAUGUAAGAAGCUGUUUAAAAGGAAAAUGUAUUUUCUGUAACAUAAUCAGACUUAAUCCUCAUUUUAAAAUAUGAAUAAAACCCGCUUUACAGUGACUGCUCUCUCUCACACAGUGUGACGUCCCCUCUUCUCUUACUAUGAAUAAUUAAUGACCACUCACAGCAGGAUGGCUAAAAUAAAUGAUUUUGAAUCAACCAAAAUCGGAGGUCGGAGCCACCGUAAAUUCUGAUUGGUGCAUCUCUAGUUUAAAUAAUUUACAAAGUGAUCCAGGUUUUAUGUGCACUAGGUCAUCGAGGAGAAAGGUUCACAACAAAUUACCAUGCUGAAGUUGUAUGCUUAAAAUGCUUAAACUGCCAUUUUUCACUGAUGUGAAUUUAUGUAAAUAUUAAACUGAAUGUAAAUAUGUUGAUAAGAAAUUUUAUAAAGAAAGAAACAAAAAAAUAUUGUCCCAGUAUUGUGGAUUUGUGUUUUGUGUUAUUAAAAUAUUCUCUAAGAAAAACAAAAA
Molecule: messenger RNA, 2699 nt
Organism: Girardinichthys multiradiatus
Lineage: Eukaryota; Metazoa; Chordata; Actinopteri; Cyprinodontiformes; Goodeidae
Gene: metrn
Product: meteorin, glial cell differentiation regulator
Exons: 4
Coding region: 178-1098 (306 amino acids)
Biological process (GO): glial cell differentiation; positive regulation of axonogenesis
Molecular function (GO): hormone activity
Source: RefSeq, a predicted model, not a curated record